Dentiscutata erythropus is the source of this 594-nucleotide messenger RNA. The record is from the annotation of a GenBank genome assembly. NCBI's taxonomy places the organism in Eukaryota, Fungi, Glomeromycota, Glomeromycetes, Diversisporales, Gigasporaceae.
AUGAUUUUAGCAAUAGUGGUUCCUUUGUUAAGUUUUAUUGGGCUCAUUGGAAUGAUUGUUGGAGUUAACGAUGAUAUUGAUCGAUGUAAGAGCUCAAAUAAUUUGCUACAGAGUUGGGGUAUAUCAAUAUUAUUAUUUGUAAGGUUUAUAGUAAAUUUAUUAUGUUUACCAAAUCCUUUUUAUCCUGAAGUGACAUUUAUUUCAUUUAUAGUACGUUUUUUUGUUGUAUUUAUUACUGAAGAGUGGACUAGUGCUAAUUGUACUAAUUAUCCACGUGAUCAAAUAAUUUGGUUAUUCAUUAGCAAUUUAUUAAUAUUUUGUUGUAUAUUUUGUUGUACUGGUGGUAAUAAUAUAGAUAAUACUUGGAAACUAGUGUCAGCAUUUAGUGAUUGUCCAAUGUUAGAGGCAUAUGCAGAUGAAAUGGGAGUGAGUGGGAAAGAUAUUCUAAGUUUAGCUAGAAAUCGUUCUAAUGAUGAGAAAUUUUGUAAAAUAGCAAAUAAAUAUCAAAUAUCAGUAGAAGAAUUGAGAAAUAGAUUAGGACAUUUCAGAGAAUUGAUUGUGGAUAUUCCAACUAAAGUAUAUACUUGUGUGUAG